Messenger RNA from Erythranthe guttata (spotted monkey flower), 2758 nucleotides. Its product is annotated as K(+) efflux antiporter 4. The record is from RefSeq and is a predicted model, not a curated record. Gene Ontology annotation, biological process: proton transmembrane transport; potassium ion transmembrane transport. Gene Ontology annotation, molecular function: potassium:proton antiporter activity. NCBI's taxonomy places the organism in Eukaryota, Viridiplantae, Streptophyta, Magnoliopsida, Lamiales, Phrymaceae. Gene Ontology annotation, cellular component: membrane.
UGGUGGCAUUGUUGGAAUGGAUAAUUUUGAGGUUGGUUGUCUAUAAAUUCUAAAUUCUAAGUAAAACGUUAAACGAGUCUACAUUUAUAAGUAAACUCAUAAUGUAGGGAUUAGUGUGACAAUCCAUUUAAUUCAAUUCAAUGAUUCAUGAUACUCUACCUAAAUUUUGAUACGAAUAUAAAAAAAAAAAUUAGUAUAUAAUUAAGUCUACGUAAUUGAAAAAUUCACAUAAAUAAUUUCGAUAAAAGAAUAUAGUUGAAGAAAUACCUGAGCAGCAACCGAAACACGACGGCGCGUGUUUAACGCAUCCUUCGCUACUCGCGUGCACCUCACCUACUCAAAAACUAUCUUCCUUUGCAGAUCUCAAGCACCGAGUAUCUGGGAAACGUAAAAGAGAAGAAGGUCCUUUACGUAAUUUCAGUCCACCUGCACCGCAUCUCCAAGCCCUCCCCCCUCUCUGCUAACUUCCGCCUGGGCGUCAACUCCACGCGCCUCCACUGAUUUUCCCCCUCUCUCUUCCGCGGAACCUUUUGAAGAGAACGGAGAGGAAGAAAAAAAAAUGCGGAUAUGUUUUGCUCUGUUGAUUCUCCUAUUCAUUUUCGCCCCACUCAACGCCGGCGAUCCGAUCCCUGAAAUCGGCGCCGUAAACGGUACGCUUUCGAACGAUACGUCUAAAGCGAAGGACAACACUUUCGCUACUAUGAUUGAUCACGCAUUGGAGAAAGAGUUCAACGAGACUGAUGAACUCUCCGACGUCACUGAUCAUGGGAGCUUCAACAACAGUGUGGCAGAACAACAGGCAGUUUUGGAAACUGUUGCUAGAGUUAAGCCCAAGAAAAAUGAGACAAAAGAUGAAAAGCCAUUUCAGUUCCAUGAUGUGUUUAAUCUUGAUAACGAGAAUCGACCUGAUGAGACACCAACCUUGAUAGAUAACAAGGACAAUGUCUUCAUUAUGUCCAAUCCCAAGUCAAAAUUUCCUGUCUUACAGUUGGACUUAAGAUUCAUAUCUGAUCUAGUAGUUGUAAUUGUUUCCGCAACCUGUGGUGGAAUUGCCUUCGCUUGUGCUGGACAACCGGUUAUAACUGGAUAUUUACUAGCAGGAUCUAUUGUUGGACCAGGGGGUUUUAGCUUUGUCAGUGAAAUGGUGCAAGUUGAAACAGUGGCACAGUUUGGAGUUAUUUUUCUUCUUUUUGCACUGGGCUUGGAAUUCUCCGCAGUGAAGAUUCGUGUUGUGCGAGCAGUUGCUGUCUUUGGCGGGUUGCUUCAGAUAUUUCUGUUCAUGUGUUUGUGUGGGAUAACAGCCUUGUUGUGUGGUGGGGAAGCAUCUGAAGGUGUCUUUGUUGGUGUAUUCCUCUCAAUGUCUUCAACGGCAGUGGUUCUAAAAUUUUUGAUGGAAAAGAACAGUAUCAAUACAUUACAUGGGCAGGUCACAGUUGGAACCCUUAUUCUGCAGGAUUGUGCAGUGGGUUUGCUAUUUGCCCUUCUUCCAAUCCUUGGUGGUACUUCUGGUGCUCUUCAAGGAAUGGUUUCCAUGACAAAAUUGUUCAUGGUGUUAGUUGCAUUUUUGGUCAUUUUGUCAAUAUUAUCCCGCACUUGUAUACCUUGGUUUCUUAAGUUGAUGAUUAGCCUGUCCUCACAGACAAAUGAACUAUAUCAAUUGGCAUCUGUGGCUUUCUGCUUGCUUGUUGCUUGGUCUAGUGACAAGUUGGGCCUGAGCCUUGAAUUGGGUUCCUUCGCUGCUGGAGUCAUGAUAUCAACAACUGAGUUUGCUCAGCAUACUCUCGAACAGGUGGAGCCAAUCCGAAACUUAUUUGCUGCCCUUUUUCUAGCCAGUAUCGGAAUGCUUAUUCAUGUUCAUUUUCUUUGGAACCACAUUGACAUUUUGCUGGCAGCUGUUAUAUUGGUGAUUAUAAUAAAAACAGUUGUGGUCACUUUGGUCGUGAGAGGAUUUGGCUACAAUAACAAGACUUCACUUCUUGUAGGGAUGUCUCUUGCACAAAUCGGAGAAUUCGCUUUUGUUCUUCUUAGCCGGGCAUCAAACCUUAAGCUGAUUGAGGGUAAUGUGUACAUGCUGCUUCUUGGAACAACAGCUCUCAGUCUGGUAACUACACCAUUAUUCUUCAAGCUCAUACCAGCUGUGGUACAUCUUGGCGUGCUUUUACGGUGGUUUUCUCCUGAUGUAGCACACGAGAUUGGAAUUAGGGGAGAUAUAUUGCGUGCAGACAGUGUUAAGCAUAUUUCUUUGAUGGUCAGAGGCACUCACGAUUCAUGAUAUAUAUAAAUAAAAGUAAUAAAGAAACCCACACGAGUGCAAAUAUCGGAACUUUGAUGAUGAUGGCAGCAUUCUUAUGCUAUCUAUUAUGGGGGACAGGUGUUUAAGAGUGCAAAGGAGGUUGACUGAAAAAACCCACUGAAAGUCAGUUCUCGUUUUAGCAAAAGCCGAUCGAGAGUUGCUCCUCUGCUCUUAGGGACAAUUUUGGAAUAUCGCACCGCAGAGUAACUUUUUUUUUUCUUUCUCCUCGCAUUUCUCCGUUUGUGCUGUUGCUGCAGCAAAUUUGUGAAUCUCCUCCAACAUAUAUCUAUCUAACGUAGUGAUUCUUUUUUUUCGUUGCGCCCACCGUUUAUUAUGUUAUAGAGAUUACUUACACAACUGGAAAUAUGAUUAAACCAUCUUGUUAAACUGAGAUAGCAGCAGGUGUACAUUAUUUAUGUACUAUAGUUUUCCACUAUAUAAAUUUCCAAUUUUUGAUUGUUUCAA